AUUUUUUUUUCAUCUUCUUCGUGUUCCAAUCAGCUGGAUUCCCAACAACUGCUUUUCUUGGUGAUAUUGUGCACGUCGAUUACUACCGUCGUUUUAAAACGUAGCUAUCUCUACCUAAAACAAAGCUAUUUUUUCAUAUAUCUCCUAUUCUCAAUUAAUCAUAAAAAUUCUCUAUUAAAUUUAUUUAAUAUAUUUUUUUACUCAACCAACUUUAAUCAUUCCCAACUACUUUUUUUGUCUUCUGUGUAAGAGGAAGUAAUUGCGUGCGUCGGUGACGUUGACAAGCUAGCCUAAAGCCAGGCCACGAGCCCAUUGCUACACCAGACAGGCCGGCCUGGUUGGCCCAGCACACAUUUAGCCCAGCAGUAACAGUGCCAUUUCCCGGGUUCUUUGCUCCUGCCAACCAUCCGACGUGUCGUCUCCCCGUGCCGCGCCGCGCCGCGCCGCAUCCCCUUCUCCACUUUCUCCCUGAUUUCUCUCCAAACGUCUCGAACCGCCACGUAGCUCGGGGGCGGCGGGACACGUGGCGGCCCGCAUCCUUUUCCUGCACCCUUUUUCUCUUUUUUUUUUUUAUACGGCGACCACCGUGUACCUUGCAUACCAUAUCAAGCACAAGCAGCGGAGCGGAGGCAGGAGCAGAGGACGUCGGAUCGCGCGAAGACGAUGGAGGGCGGCGACGGGAGGAAGGAGACGACGGCGGCGGCGAGGGCGCAGAAGGAGGCGGCGGCGGCGGGAAUCUCCGUGCGCGAGUCGCUGCAGCACGCCUGGGCCUCGUUCCUUGGCCUGGUGAGGAAGGUGACGGCGAGGAGCGAGGAGGAGGCGGCGGAGGCGGACAUGAGGGCGGCCAAGAUGCAGGUGGAGGCCACCGACGAGGCGGAGGCCAAGAAGAAGCAGCUCGCCGACUGACAGCCGCAGCAUGGCCACAGCGACGCAGUUCUGUUCUGCUCAGCCGCUCUUGCUUCGUACAAGUAGCUUGUAACAUCUGAAAACUAGUUGUAACUUGUAAGAACAUGGUAGUCACAUGGUGUGCUAGUAUGCCACUCGCACGAUUUUUCUACCUGUUCGUCUCUGUAUGUAAGUAACGGAAUGUCAGAAUCUAGCUACAGCUUUAUGAAUUACUCCAGCUGCAAGUUUGGUAAUAAUGGUCAUUCUGGAUUGUCUCGAA
Messenger RNA from Oryza sativa Japonica Group (Japanese rice), 1165 nucleotides. RefSeq lists its product as uncharacterized. Lineage: Eukaryota; Viridiplantae; Streptophyta; Magnoliopsida; Poales; Poaceae. The record is from RefSeq and is a predicted model, not a curated record.